Molecule: messenger RNA, 2011 nt
Organism: Lingula anatina
Lineage: Eukaryota; Metazoa; Brachiopoda; Lingulata; Lingulida; Lingulidae
Source: RefSeq, a predicted model, not a curated record
AUGCUGUCUACAACUGAUUUUCCUCUCUUUAAAAAAGGAGAAAAUCUUUACUAUGUUGGUAAAGAUGGAAAUCAGCAAAGGGUAAUUUUGGAUCUAGAAGAAGUCAAAGACAUCUUACAUGAAUACCAUUCAUCUGCAACUGGGGGUCACAGCGGUAUCAAUGCCACCUUGACAAAGAUUCGGGCACAUUUUAUGUGGAGCCGAAUGAAGGAAGAUGUCAUGGAAUAUAUACAGGCUUGUGACAAAUGCCAAAAACAGUCUCACAUCAAGACGCAGAGCCCAGAGUUAAAGCCCAUCACAGUGACAGAAGCGAUGGAAUUGGUUGGAAUGGAUUUGAUAGGUCCUCUACCAACCACCCAGAAUGGACACAAGUGGGGUGCCCCAAAACGCUUACUCUCAGAUCAGGGGCGAGAGUUUGUUGCAGCCAUCAACAUGGAGAUGUGCAAGGCAUUAAACAUAAGUCGUUCUGUGACCAGUGCUUACCAUCGGCAAACAAAUGGAUUGGAUGAGAGAACCAAUCAAACUCUCAAAGCACGUCUUAGCAAACUGAUGGAUGCGACAGACAGAGUUGAGGAGCAGGUUGUCAUUGAAGAACAAAUUGACGAAAUGGUCCAACAAAGGGCUGCUCUAAUGGAGGUCACCAAGAAAGCUGUGGAUGAAAAUGUUGAGAAGGCAAAGACCAGACAGAGGGAAACAUACGCUAAAAGAAAAGCCAAGGGGGUAAAGACAUUUCAGUUGGAGCUGAAGCCUCAUUUGGAGUCACAUCUACACAAGAAACCGAAACUUGAUGUUGCAGUUGACAUUGUGACACCUAGUGAACCUGACCACUCCACCGAACCUGUUGAAGAACCCCCUCUGCUUCUUGGAGAUGAACCACUCCCCGAACACUUCGUAGAUGGACCAGAAUUAGAAGAUUAUUCCGCACCAAAACCAGACGCAAAGUUAGUUAUUGGUGACAACACUUUAGAGAUGGGUGACUUAAGAACAUUGGAUGGGAAAGAAUGGUUGAAUGACAACGUGGUCCAUGGCUAUCUUGGACUGAUUGCACAGCAGGCAUCAUGGGCAGACAAAACCCCGACCUAUGUGUUCCCUUGCUUUUUGGCAACUCUUUGGGAGAAAAAUCAUUUUGAUCAUUGGCUCUACCAGGAUGAGGUUUUGGGAAAUCAGGCAAAAAAAGGUGCCAAGAGAUAUCACAGAAGACUGGGUUUCAGCUGGUAUGAAGUCUAACGAGCAAGUAGGAUGCAGUGAUUGUGGAGUGUUUGUUCUGAUGAAUGCAGAAACAGUUAUUAAGGGUGCUGAUUUAAAUUCAAUCAACCAAUCCCUCUGCCAGCCCUUUAGGACCUACGCUAAGAAGCGACUAUUACGAGAUGCAAGGAAAAGUGAGGAAAGGAUAUGUGACAUUCCAUUUUGUAAAAAUGAUAACUAUCACAAAUGGAUACAAUGUAAUGUCUGUACAUCUUGGUGUCAUACAGUGUGUGCUAACGUAAAGGCCACUAAAAAAAAUUUACAAAAACUUGUUUUCGUGUGCCCUAUGUGCAUUGGGAAAAAUUAGUCAUUAUAAUAAGAAUUACUGUUGAAUAUUUAUUAACAUUGAAUUGAAUUGAACACAUCUGACAGCCAUUUAUUUUGCUAACAAUUAUUUUUGUUGGUAAUUGACAGUUUUGAAAUGUAAGCCACCUAGAAUUGCAGCAACAACUGACAGAACUUGUAUAUGUGCCACUGUACAUAGUGAGAUCCACUACUGUUUUCUUUUCUUUUUUUUAAGUAUUCAAGUCUUUGAAGUUUUUAAUUUCAUAGUAAAGACAGUUACACAAUCAAUGGAAUUCCAUAUGGAGUGUUAGGUAUAAAAUACAGGUGGAGUUGGAAACCCAACCCAAUAAGUUUCUUUUGAAUUUGAUUCUAAAAUUCUGUUAAAAUUUUAGUGUGUGUUUGUGUGUAUUAUGAUGAUUACUUGUUGUAUUUGUUCUAUAUUUUCACAUCGACAAAUAAACAUUUUAUAUUUUGUAUCAUA